Molecule: messenger RNA, 1071 nt
Organism: Vespula pensylvanica (western yellowjacket)
Lineage: Eukaryota; Metazoa; Arthropoda; Insecta; Hymenoptera; Vespidae
Product: ras-like GTP-binding protein RhoL
Exons: 5
Coding region: 303-857 (184 amino acids)
Biological process (GO): small GTPase-mediated signal transduction
Molecular function (GO): GTP binding; GTPase activity
Source: RefSeq, a predicted model, not a curated record
CGUUCUUCAGUCGACGACACACCGUCUCGAGAUGUGCACGUGUUUUAAUCACUGUUCUUUUUCUUUUUCUUUAUUCAAAAGUUUAUUUCUCUUCGGAGUGUUUGAAUAACGUUGAAUAUUUAUUUUUAUUAUACGAAUAUACACGAUGAUAACUUUACAUACGAUUAUAGUUGUCGUCAUCGUCGUUGUUGUUGUCUAAUUGAAAAAAAAGAAAAACAAACAAAAAAUAAAACAAUAUUUUAUAUUUUUGUCGAGCAAAUUAAACGAUAAAAGAGGAGAGAAAAAAAAAAACAAACGGAAAUAUGUCACGUCGGAAUAAACCAAUAAAAAUUACUGCUGUUGGAGAUGGAAUGGUUGGGAAGACAUGUAUGCUUAUUACAUAUACAACGAAAAAGUUUCCAACGGAAUAUGUGCCUACCGUCUUCGACAAUUAUGCAGAUAUUAUUCGUUUAGAUAGUCAAGAAUUUGAUAUAACGCUUUGGGAUACAGCUGGACAAGAAGAUUACGAACGUCUUCGACCAUUGUCGUAUCCGAAUACUGAUUGUUUUUUACUUUGUUUCUCGAUCAGUGCUCGUAGUUCUUAUGAAAAUGUUGCGAGUAAAUGGUAUCCAGAGAUAAAACAUCAUUGCCCGCAUGUGCCGAUAAUUCUUGUCGGUACUAAAAGCGAUCUCAGAGAUCAAGACAAUUUAGAUAUAAUAACUCCACAGGAAUGUAAAAAAAUGAAAAAGAAAAUCAAAGCUUCGAAAUACGUUGAAUGCUCGGCUGUAAAACAGGAAGGCUUGGAAAACGUUUUUGUAGAGGCUAUUAGAGCGGUUUUGAAAAAACCGCCAUCUAGGAAACUCUGUUAUAUUUUUUAAGAAAAGAAAAAAAAUUAUAUGUAUUUAUAUUUAUAUUUAGAUUUAUAAUCCGUUGAUUCACAAGCAAACUAAUAUACAUUCUACCACUACCAAUCGCGUACCACGUAGAAUACUCGAUUACAUAUUUUUGGAAAUUUUGUAAAGAAAAAAUUUUUUAAUUAUUAUUAUUGAGAUUAACUAAUCAAAAAUAAGAAAGGUCUUUUAUUAAUCUUAA